Messenger RNA from Ilyonectria robusta, 778 nucleotides. Its product is annotated as peptidyl-prolyl cis-trans isomerase-like 1. The record is from RefSeq and is a predicted model, not a curated record. Bases 80 to 568 code for a protein of 162 amino acids. Gene Ontology annotation, cellular component: catalytic step 2 spliceosome. Gene Ontology annotation, molecular function: peptidyl-prolyl cis-trans isomerase activity. The transcript has 2 exons. Gene Ontology annotation, biological process: protein folding; protein peptidyl-prolyl isomerization. Lineage: Eukaryota; Fungi; Ascomycota; Sordariomycetes; Hypocreales; Nectriaceae.
CCCUCCACCAGCUUCAGCUCUGCUGCUGCUUCGCCGAUAUAUCUGGACACGACCGCCUUUCCAGCGCCGACCCGCAACGAUGACGACCAACAUCGUGAUGGAGACCUCAAUGGGCUACCUCACCGUCGAGCUGUACACGCAGCACGCGCCCAAGACGUGCACCAACUUCACGACGCUCGUGCGCCGCGGCUACUACGACGGCACCGUCUUCCACCGCAUCAUCCCCAACUUCAUGGUGCAGGGCGGCGACCCGACGGGCACCGGCCGCGGCGGCACGUCCAUCUUCGGCGACAAGUUCGAGGACGAGAUCGACCCGGGCCUCAAGCACACGGGCGCCGGCAUCCUCAGCAUGGCCAACGCCGGGCCCAACACCAACGGCUCGCAGUUCUUCAUCACCCUGGCCCCGACGCCCUGGCUCGACGGGAAGCACACCAUCUUCGGCCGCGUCAAGAGCGGCAUGGGCACCGUCCGCCGCCUCGGACUCGUCAAGACCGGGCCCGAGGACCGCCCCGAGGAGGAUAUCAAGAUCGCCAAGGCUAGGAUUGUGGAGGACGACGAGCAGGUCUAGCAAGGGAUUGGCAGGAGGCGUUGUGACGACCAUCAAUCUUGGGAUUUUGACAUGGCUGGCGUUGAGGAGUUGUAUAGAGUUCUGUAAAAGGAUGAGCCAAGAAGGUAACGAGAUAUCACGCCAUUUGGCAACAGGCACAUAGUUCUUCACCAGACGAGACCAAAACACUACAAAUGGGAACUGGCACACACUCUCGGGCAAUAUAUCCAU